CUCGUGUCCAUUGGGUGGCCAAGAGAAACAGACGCAAUACCGUUAGAGUAGUCCUCGGGCAAUUACUGCUUGUAUGGUCCUUGCAGCUGAAGAUUGUGUAAGGGUAUACCAAUACUAGGAAUACGGUGCCAGAGGAUCCUACUCCUUGUCAUGACUCUGUGCACAGUAGAUUGAAGGGUCAGACCGUCGGACGCUCAAGUGCCACGAGUAGGACUGCGCAGGGUCACAAGAUGACUUCAGUCUAUUCGCCUCGAAAUUACCAGGUACUUAAGUAUUGAGGACGCUUUCGCUUUGCAUGCUCUCUCUCCAACGAUUCCUGGCCUCCACCGUCCUCUCAUCUCACACAUACCGAUACCAUACGCUUCCGUUGGUCUACCUCCUUCACUAUGCGCUUCGAAUACAGCCUCGUCGGUGCAGCGGUCUCGGGAGUUGCCCUCGGGCAGACCUUGAACAUCCCUACACGAGUCGGAUCGAUUGUGGCUCUCCCGACCGCCAGCGUGAUCUCAGGCUCGAGAGACUUUGGCAACAAGGAGUACGACCGCGGCCGCUCUUGUGCGAUUGACGUAGAACCCCAGGGCCCCACUCCUGUCUUCAUCCUCGAGGACGGCGCAUCAAUCAGCAAUGUCAUCAUCGGCCGAAACCAAGUCGACGGCAUCCAGUGCAAAGGCGCUUGCACCCUGACCAACGUCUGGUUCAGAGAAGUGUGCGAGAGCGCCGUCAUCGCGCUAGGAAAGGGCGAUAUCCUCAUCAAGGGCGGCGGCGCGCAAAAAGCCGCCGACGGCAUCGUAAACCACCAGGGCCGCGGCACAGUCACAAUCGCCGACUUCACUGCCGUCGACGUGAACAAACUGUACCGCAGCUGCGGCGGCUGCGCCAACAACGGCGGCCCGCGCAACGUCGUCGGCUCGUGUGGUGUGGGCGUCAAGAAGGUGUGCCAGGAGUACAAGGGCGUGCAGAAGGGCUCUGAGGCGGUGAAGGUCGCGACUACGGCGAACUGCAAGGGGCAGACGAGCUUCUCGGCGUGCUAG
Molecule: messenger RNA, 1028 nt
Organism: Boeremia exigua
Lineage: Eukaryota; Fungi; Ascomycota; Dothideomycetes; Pleosporales; Didymellaceae
Product: pectate lyase
Exons: 4
Coding region: 387-1028 (213 amino acids)
Biological process (GO): pectin catabolic process
Cellular component (GO): extracellular region
Molecular function (GO): pectate lyase activity
Source: RefSeq, a predicted model, not a curated record